GGUGUUCUUGUCCGUUUCAACACGACUGCACUUUCUUCUUGUGGCUUAAUAUCCUGCUGAUAUUCUGCAACAAGGUAGAUGGUUUAUAUGAUGUAAUGACACGACGUUGUUUGGCUUGUUUGUGCUGCAGAGAAAGACGUUGAGAGAUCACAGGAUGCACAUUUUGCAUGUGGUGUUGCUUUUGGCCUUUCUGGUCCUCGGCCACUCUUCACCUGCUGUAGACAAGAUGUGGGAGGAGUGGAAAGUCAAUAAUCGCAGGGUUUAUGACAACGAGAUGGAGAACAGCUUCAGGAGAGCGGUGUGGGAGAAGAACAUGAACCUGGUGCUGAAACACAACCAGGAGGCUUCAGAAGGAAAACACAGCUACACUUUGGGACUGAACCACCUGUCGGACAUGACAACCGAGGAGAUCAACGAGAGGCUGAACGGUGCGAGGCCGGAGGAGGUGGCAGCAACAUACUGAUGAGGACGUGUGGUGGCAUUUAAGGCUAAAUAUCACUCACAGCUUAAACAUACAAACAUCAACUGUGUAGGAUUUUGCUUGUAUGUGUUGAUGGGUUAAUAAAUAAUCAAAAUUGCA
Hippoglossus stenolepis (Pacific halibut) is the source of this 580-nucleotide messenger RNA. RefSeq names its product procathepsin L-like. Bases 155 to 463 code for a protein of 102 amino acids. The transcript is spliced from 4 exons. The record is from RefSeq and is a predicted model, not a curated record. NCBI's taxonomy places the organism in Eukaryota, Metazoa, Chordata, Actinopteri, Pleuronectiformes, Pleuronectidae.